CAGGCCCCGACGCGUGCAGUCUAGACACACACUAUAUAAGACGCCUGCGAACACCCCUAAGCAUUCAAAAGCACAUACGCUCCAGUCCCUAACAUAGGCUCGCAAAAUGAAGGUCUUAAUCUUAGCAGCUGUAUUGAUGGUGUGCAGGGAGGCGGCUGGAGGUCUGCCCCUAGCGCCAUACGCUUACGCCCGACCUUUGGCAAUCGCUAGGCCAGCGUUGGCUCCCUAUGCGGUAGCUCCGGCCAUUGCUAAAGUCGCCGCUGUUGAAGACUACGACCCUAACCCGCAAUAUUCCUACGCUUAUGAUAUACAAGAUGCUCUUACAGGUGACUCCAAGAGUCAACACGAGACGCGAUCUGGUGACGUAGUUCAAGGUUCCUACUCGCUGGUGGACCCUGACGGCACCCGCCGCGUGGUCGAGUACACCGCCGACCCGCACAACGGCUUCAACGCUGUCGUCCACAGACAACCUCUGGGAGCAGUCAAAGCAGAAGCACCUGGAUACUUGCACUAGUUUUGAUCUUAUAAGCGCGCUUAUUCCAACUUUACUUCUACAUAAGCUUCAAUAAGUAAAAACAUCAGAAAUAAUGAUAUAAAAGGAUUUUUUUGUACAAAAAUAACAUAUGAAAUAUUUAACUUAAUGAAUAUAACGUUUGAAGGAAAAUAAGGCAUGAAACUGUCACAACGUAAUUUAUAUUAAUUGUGGCCCGAAUCUUUUAAAAGCUCUCUAAAAAGUGUAAACAAUUUAUGUUUUUAAGAAUGUAAAGUUGUGUUUAAGCAAGCUAAACUUGCCUCACGUGACCUGAACCUAUUUGUACUCGUAUUUUAUAUUGUUGCAAACAUAUUUAUAUUUGUUUUGUUCAAAAUGUUAAUACUAAGGUAAUAAAUUAGUGGAAUCGAA
Papilio polytes (common Mormon) is the source of this 901-nucleotide messenger RNA. It is a transcript of the gene CPR73, whose product is annotated as larval cuticle protein A2B-like. Lineage: Eukaryota; Metazoa; Arthropoda; Insecta; Lepidoptera; Papilionidae. Bases 107 to 514 code for a protein of 135 amino acids. The transcript has 3 exons. Gene Ontology annotation, cellular component: extracellular matrix. The record is from RefSeq and is a predicted model, not a curated record.